Exophiala dermatitidis NIH/UT8656 is the source of this 237-nucleotide messenger RNA. RefSeq lists its product as uncharacterized. The record is from RefSeq and is a predicted model, not a curated record. Bases 1 to 237 code for a protein of 78 amino acids. The transcript is spliced from 2 exons. Lineage: Eukaryota; Fungi; Ascomycota; Eurotiomycetes; Chaetothyriales; Herpotrichiellaceae.
AUGGGUCUAAUCGACAAACUCCAAGCAAAACUCGAACUCUACCGCCUCGAGCAAAAGUACGCCCGCCGCAAGAACCGCACUCAAUUCAGCACGGGCGCCCAAUACGUCGACGGCGAAUACAUUUAUAAUGACCAGUACAGUUCUGCCGUGUCGUCCAAUUCGACGGGCGGAUCGCAGCGAUCCGGUAAGAAGAGACGAGAGGUUGUGUGGAAUCCGGACGAACUCGUGCAUGGUUAA